UGGAGAUGGAGGUGGGGCUGAGGUACAGACUGAUUAUUUUGCAAAUCUGGUGUGGGGCCCUUUCUGUGGCUGUAAUCGUCAUGGCAACAAUUUUAACAACAAAAACAACAACAACAAACCAACAGAAAACAACUCAGGAAGUAACCUCUACAGAAACAACAAUGACGAGUCCACCAGUGUCCCCUGUGGCUUAUUUUCAGUCAACGACGUCCGCUCCCUCACUGUCCUACAUCCAGCUCAUCCCGAACGAGUCUCAGAACUGGACUCGGGACACAGCGAUAUCUGGAGACUUGGCCUGUAACUCCUGUCCUCUGGACAUUGUAAAUAGCUCAAUCAACUGCAGAAUGGAGGGUCUGUACCUGGUCUACGCUCAAGUCUCAUUCAGCGAACUGACCUCAGACAACAGCCACGUCUACCUGACGAAAAAUGAAGUCCCGGGAGAGUCCAGGACUACCCGGAUUUUUGUCGAUAUCUCGGUUCCGAAAUCCCAGAAGAGCGUCUCUGUAAUGAAGGUGGUGAUUCUUGAGGAAGGGGACAGCGUCAGUCUGGAAAUCACAGGGGACUUUUGCACAAAGGGGACAUUUUGGGGAAUGAUCCAACUACAACAUGGAGGUGGAGUAGGACUGGCCAAAUCUUCACAACCAAACUGA
Periophthalmus magnuspinnatus is the source of this 650-nucleotide messenger RNA. RefSeq lists its product as uncharacterized. Bases 6 to 650 code for a protein of 214 amino acids. Lineage: Eukaryota; Metazoa; Chordata; Actinopteri; Gobiiformes; Gobiidae. The record is from RefSeq and is a predicted model, not a curated record. Gene Ontology annotation, molecular function: protein binding. The transcript has 5 exons.